Messenger RNA from Drosophila grimshawi, 897 nucleotides. RefSeq lists its product as uncharacterized. NCBI's taxonomy places the organism in Eukaryota, Metazoa, Arthropoda, Insecta, Diptera, Drosophilidae. The transcript has 2 exons. The record is from RefSeq and is a predicted model, not a curated record. The coding region runs from base 182 to 823 and encodes 213 amino acids.
AAACCAUUUUUUAAUGACUUUCUCGGAACACAUUUUUAACAAAGACCGCGUAAAUAAACAGCUGUUUCUGCCCAACCAAGUCUGGCAAUACUGAUAUAAAAACAUAUGACAUAUAUAACAACUUCAAGUCCAAAUAGACGGUUCACAUAAAAAUUUAGAGUGCAUUGAGAACUAAAUUAAAAUGGACGCAUCGGAAGAAAAAUCUCCAGAAGCAAUUGCCGCAGAGCUAAGGCGUGAAAAUCGACGAAAAAAAAUAUUACAAACUGCUAAAUCCCGAUUAGAAAAAUUGAACGGCAGCGUUAAAACCUUCGACGAAAAUCAUAUUGAUUCUGGCACGAAGGAAGAUAUGACCUACUCCGAUCCAGAAGUGGAGCCAAACAUUCCUGCCGGCCUAUUCCCUCAAGACGAUGGCUUUAAUCGUACUUUCUUUGCAGCAGCGAAUUUGAGUACCCCCACUAUCGCCGAUAACCAAAAUAUAUUUGUAAAGAGCCGAGUUCACAUUUUCAUAGCAUCAGUUGUGGGAUAUAUUUUAUCGCAUUUUGUCACCAAUUCUCUCUUUGUCCCAGUCGGCUUGUGCAUGAUGUACGAACUAUUUUCGUUGAGGGGCCAGCCAUACCCAACUAAUUCAAUUCUUUCACUAAUAUUGCCAAUUGCCCUUCUCUUCACAGGCACUUUUUUGGGGAGUAAAGUGAAACAGAUAAACUGUCUUCUUUAUAUUUCGCAAUCUCUCAUCGUUAAUCUGGCAAUUAAUAUUUUCUGCAUAUGCUUGAGCAGUCUUUUAUUUGAGUAUAUAAGUGUGAAUCAUUUUGUUAAUAUAAAAUAAUACAAAAUUAAAUUUGUUAAUAAGAACGGUGAAUAAAACUGACCCUACUUAAAUUAAAUAAACAAUUUAAAAAU